CGGUAGUUAAGCGGCCAAAGCAGUUUGUUUACAAACUAGUCGUUCCAGCUCCAGAUUGAAAUUGUAUCUGGAGCUGGCUCCAGAUUCGCCAAUCUGGAGCUGCCAAUCUGGAGCUGUCUGGCUCGUCAUUCCCAGAGCCUUCGUUUCCUUCCCAAGGAUCGCAGGCUCGGGGAACGAGAUUGGUCAUAUGACACCAUCUCACCUCGCCCCUGUCCUCACGUGAUUCGUGUGAUGAUGCUGAUACUCAGGUUAUGUCGCUGGUGGUGAAUCAAUAUGGAUAUCAAAUGCAUUUUACUUCUGACAUUUUUUAUGAAUUUUAACAACUUAUGUUCAACAUUUAACCAAAAUAUUUAUAUAUCGAAUUCAACUGAUUAUGACAAGCCCGACUGUGUUAAAAAUCCAAGUGUUAAUAAUACAUGCAAGACAUUGGACUAUGUUCUCGGAAUAGUCUCGAAUGCAUCGGAUCAAGUUGGUUAUAAGCUUCGAAAUUCGACCAAAAUUCAUGUGGAAGGAGAUCAGUAUCUACAGGAAAACUACAACCUUACGGGAUUAAACAACUUUGUAGUAAGUGGAGAUGCUGCAGAGGGAGCUGUAAUCAAAUGUAAGUCAAAUCGGGGGCUGAUAAUUUUAUCAAGUAGAAAUAUUGCAAUUGAACGCAUGAAUUUCCUGAAUUGUGGCUCAAUACAAAGAGCUCAAAACAAUGAAAACAUAUCAUUUCAUGCUGGGUUAUUCUUUUCAAAUAUCACCAAUGUUAAUGUGAGUGGUUGCAACAUUAUCAACAGUACUGGCAUUGGUAUGGCACUAUUAAAUGUUGGCGGUCAUGUGAUGUUCACACAUACACAUUUUACUGGGAAUAUAAACAACAGCAGAAGCGGAAGUAAAGUUCAUUCUGGACUUGUACAAGUUGCAGGUGGUCUUAUUAUUGAGUAUACAUAUAAUGAAACUGAAAAUGUUCAAUCUUCAAGUGAUAACACAUAUAUUUUUUAUAAUUGUACCUUUAUCCACAACGGCUGCACAUGGAAUGUAAAGCAUGAACUUGAACCCACCGAGGCAGAUAAAAAUCAUGUCAUAUUUGGAUGCGGUGGAGGCAUGGCUGUGACAUUUAAAGGAACAGCCCAUAGUAACAGUGUUCGCCUAGAGUAUUGUACUUUUGCAAAUAAUUUGGCAGACUGGGGUGGUGGCUAUUACAUCUUAUUUGAAAAUAAAUCUUACAAUAACAUUGUACAGUUAAAAAAUGUGACAGCACGAUCAAACCAUGGUGUUUUGUCUGGAGGAGGUGGUAGGUUUCUCUUUAAUCCAUGUUUCAAUUAUACAGACAUAUUAAAGCUGUCACCAAACUACUUUCAGCAAGAAAACUGCUCGUAUUUGAAUAAUGUUGCAAGUUGGGGUGGAGGGGUAUCAGUAUUUGGAUCUAGUGUAUAUCAUGAGGAAAAACCUCGACCUGACAAAAGUUUGUUGUUCUUCAACAGUCAAUGGGUAAAUAAUCAAGCAGUGGUGGGAUCUGCACUGGGAUUUGUGUCAAACGCUAUUGAUUUGCAACAGUGGUUUCUCCCUAACAUUUGCAAUGGGCUGCCAUACACUGUGGAGUUGCAAAAUUGUACAUUUAAAGAAAAUAAGAUCUGUUCAAGCUGUGCAGGUACUGGCACAGUUGUUGGUACUGGCACUGUAUAUGUUGAUGAAGCACCAAUUAUCAUGAAGAAUGUUCACUUCACUUUGAAUAAUGGGACACCAUUGGUAUUAGACUUAAGCAAUGUUUACAUUUUGGGUGAUGUCAUGUUUUAUAACAAUAGUGGUAUUGAAGGCGGGGCAGUUGCCCUCUUUGGUAGGUCAAAAAUUAUUCUUGGUCGAAAUUCAUCCCUAAACUUUAUCUCAAACAACGCAUCUCUCCGAGGAGGCGCAAUUCAUGCAUAUUCUCAAGGACCCAAUCUUAAGGCAUUUCCAGUCCACCUGCUUUAUAGAUCGACUUGCUUUUUUAGUUACAUUGUUCCUAAUACACCUCCACAAAGAUGGUCUGCACAAGUAACAUUCCAGAACAACAGAGCACCACAUAGAUCAGGAAAAUCAAUAUAUUGUGAUACCUUGCAAUUUUGUAGAGUUUAUGGUAAAAUAACUGAAGCUUUGGAAUGGGAACCUUUUAACUAUGUCAAUAAGAUAGAUGGUGAACCUGAAAUAGUGACAGAUCCGGUUGAAAUUAUAACAUCAAAGCAAGAUUGGGAAGGCUUUCCAGGGCAACUGAUUUCUCCUAACGUAAUACUACUUGAUGAAAAAAAAAAUCGAACAAAUGGACUUCUGAAAAUGUCAGUAACAGAUCCAGAUAAUCAAGUGAACAUAAGUAAACAAGUUUCUGAGUAUAUCUACAUUUCUGAUGAGAAAAGCUCUGUUCCAAUUUCUUUUGUUAGCAAGAAAUUAAAAGUAGAUUUUAAAUUGACACUUAGUUCGGUUUACACACAAGUGAUUAAAACCAUUCUUGAUAAUAUAACAACAUCACUGUGUUAUGGUGGCUAUGUAUUUACCAAAAAAGAAGAGAAAUGUGUAUGUCAAACAGAAAUGGCUUAUGGAUAUAUAAGGUGUGGUCAAGAUGGAAAAACAAUUUAUCUAAAGGAAGGAUACUGGGCAACAAUAGGCAAUGAUAACCAGUUCUCAGUUUACCCAUGCCCUUUAGGAUACUGCAACUGUACCGAGAAAGCAAAUGGAACUACCAGUAAUGAAUGCAAGUUUACGAAAUUCAUAAGGAAUACCAGCCAGUGUGCAGAAAAUAGACAUGGGAGGUUGUGUGGCUCAUGUGAUGAAGGAUAUAGUCUUGUUGUGGGCUUGAAUGAGUGUAGGAAAUGCGAUAAUGAUACAGGUCUUUUAUGGCUUCUUCUGAUUGUGGCAGGUUUGACUCUCAUUGUUUUGGCAAUCAUUUACUUUGAAAUUGAAUUUUUCUCUGGUCCUCUUAAUUCAUGGCUGUACACAUAUCAUAUUAUUCACUUGUUGCCUUUUAAAAGUGAUUAUCUUGAUCCAUUUAUUGUGUUUGUGACGAGUUUAACCAAUGGUACAUUUGACCUAAGCACAGGCAGAUGUGUGUGGAGAGGAAUGGACGCACUUCAAAAGCUUUCCCUACGAUAUCUCAUGCCUUUUUACUGUAUUCUUUUACUUUACCUCAUUAAUAAACUUCUGCGCAAUUUUCCCAAUCUUCCCUUAGCUAAUCAUACUUUCCAUCAUGCCUUUGUAACUAUUGCAAUCAUAUCGUACGCCUCCUUAAUUGAAACCACUGUCACUAUUCUUCAGCCUGUUAACGUCGAUGGCCACUGGUAUGUUUUUCAACAAGCUAGUGUGGAGUAUUUUGGCAACGAUCAUUUACCUUAUGCCAUACCUGCCUUGUUUAUUCUUCUUUUUGUCGUCAUACCAUUUCCCUUUAUUAUUGCGUUCAGUUCUUACUUUAUAAGACGGUUUCAACGGUUAAGGAAUUUCAUACCGUUGUUUGAGGCCAUUCAGAGCCCAUACCGUCUGAACCGUAGGUGGUUUGCGUCGUACUACAUCUUCUGCCGUUUGAUCUUUAUAACGUUGCUUAUUUUCAGAAAUAAUUACGAGUACUCGCUCUUUCCAUUCAUUGAAGCUGUUUGUGUGAUUAUUCUUUUGAUAUUUGUUCUUCUUCGACCCUAUAACGAUGAAAACUAUGUCUAUUUUAAUGUUGAUGCAUGCUUUUUAUCUCUUCUUUGUCUGAUAAUUUGUGUUGUUAAUGCAAUGGAAGCGGUCGAGGGGAGAGUAAUUGUUCGUUUCUACGAAGUUCUUGCAAGAAUUUUUACAUACAUUCCUUUCGUUUAUUCAUUGGUAUUAUUCGCACGUUAUUUGUACCGAAGAGUUGAAGCUUAUAAACAAGGACGUGCAGGAAGAUAUGAACCUUUGAUGUAACGGUGUACUCUCCUAAUAUGUAACAAAGGGAAAAUUAAUACUGUACUUUUCACAAGGAACAAAAUAGUUAUAGUAUAAAGCAAUGAUUUCUUAAGAAGUAGAAAAGGCAUGCAAUGUCGAUUAAUUGGACUAAAAAUUGUGGUUAUAAUUAGAAUAUAUUCUAGUCAGCAAUUAGUUCGUAAUAUUCAAAGACAUAAUCUAUAUAUUGAUGAAUUUCUGGUUAUGCUGCAAAUUUUUAAAUAAAGUAGUUAAUAAGUACAAAUUAUAUAUUAUACAAAUAAUGAAUGUUUAUGAGUGCAAUGGUAAGAAUAUUUUCAUGAGGUGAAAGAUGGAAUGUUCUAUUCAACGAGGCGACAGCCGAGUUGAAUGGAACAUUCCAUCUUUCACCGAAUGAAAAUAUUCUUACCAUUGCACGAAGAAACAUUCAUUAUUUGUUUUAUAUAAUACCAAAAGUCCAGAACAGACUAAUAGACUCGUAUGAGAAGCAUUUUGAGGGAUGCGAUUUAUCGAAAACACAAAGAGUGCAAUUGUACUAUACGUUUUAUUCCAUUGCACUCCCGGAGAGCGCAAUGGAACGUGUUCCAUUGCACUCUUGGGAAAUGGAAUUUUCUAUUCAAUAUCACGUGACCAUAAACAGCCAAUUAAACGAUUAGAAUUUAAUAAGGUAUUAUAUAAAACCUAUUGGAGUGCAUGUAUAUAAGAUUUGUUACUCCUCAUGUACUAGUAAGACCAGACGACGUUUGGACAAGUACUAUAUGAACAAGCUUAUAUGCGUUCAUUGGUUGAGCCCUGAUAACAAUGUCAUUGAUUCAGAAUCAUAUACAUUGAAUAUACAGUAUCUGAAUACAGGGUGUCCCCCAAAAAAACUAUUGAAAUAACGUAUUGUUAGAAUUUGAAUGCCUAAGCACUCUGCUGAACGUGAACCCACAAGUGAUAAAAGCUUGACAUAAGUAAAUUUUAUGCAUAUAAAGAAACUGUUUAAGAAGCUGUUUUAAAUUCCCAAGAGCAGAAAAUCGUGCGCUUUACAAAGUCAUUUAUAAUAUAUGCAAAAAUGUAAACUCAAAUUCUAACAAUACGUUAUUUCAAUAUGGUUUUGGGUUUUUUUGAGACACACUGUGGGCCGUUUGGUCGAAAACCGGUUUGCUUAAUCCUGGGUUAAUUAACGUAAAACUUCAAAGCAAACAUUAAUUCUAACAGCAGUUGUCAAACUUGGGAAUAUUUUUCCAAAAAUACCAUCUGGCAUCUGGAUAAAUGGAGGUUUUCUCGAAGAUUUUCUACAGUUUUAAAAUAAACGGACAUACAGAAGUACACGAACCAAAAUAGCGGGUUAAAUAUUAACCCAGGAUUGACGUUAAUCGUUCUUUGACCAAUCGCCCCCAGAGAGACUAGAGUUUAAAAUAUCCGCGCUAGCUAGUUCUCCGUAAUGAGUAAUGUACUAUUGAUACGAUGAAUUUAUAGUUUUAUAAUUAUAAGAUUAUGUCUUGACAUACUACAAAAUCGCGUUUGAAAUAUUGAAUUUUUGGGUGUGAUUCGCAUUCGUAUACUGUAAAUGAUGAAAAUAAAAAAAGUCAAUGAUAACG
Paramuricea clavata is the source of this 5474-nucleotide messenger RNA. Lineage: Eukaryota; Metazoa; Cnidaria; Anthozoa; Malacalcyonacea; Plexauridae. The record is from the annotation of a GenBank genome assembly.